AAUGUAAUUCUUCUAGAAAUAUGCUUGUCAACUAAGAUCAAUGGGUAACAGUUACACAGGCCAACACGAUUUUGGACCCAGAAAUCAGACAAGGUUAUUCCGAAGGUUUUUCGUGCAUUGAAUCCAAUCCUGGUGGUUUUUUCGCCCUAGCACGUCAGGAUUUUGAGAUAUCCUAACCUAAAAGUGCAAAAAAUGCCUAUUUUGGGCAUAUUUGAGGUUAUGUAACGUGAAUAGGUGGGAUUUUUCUUUAUUACCGUAUUCGUCAUCAGAAAGUAUCAUUCUUCCCCUCCAAAUAGCGUUUUCGAUUGCCCUGAUACGAUUCCUAGUUGCUGAGAUAUUGCACUUUGAAGUUGAAACGAUAUCAUUGCUAACGAUAGCAGUAGUGUACAGGAUACCAUUACAGGAACAUAAAAAGUAAAGAACUCGCGAUAUCUCAAUAACAAGAGCAUCUGAAAGGACUUAAUCGUGGACGUAGAACCUAUGGAACUGUGACCCAUGAGCUCUUGACUGAGACUCAAAGCCUUUAAUCGCAAACCUUAAAGUCUCAAACCUUGCAUCUUGUAAAGGUUCGGGGUUUGGUACUUUCAUCUCGGCGGCUUGAGGUAUAAGAAUUAAGACUACAAUUUAUGAGGUAUAAGGUUCAAGGAAGCGGGAUUUGAAUAUACAAGAUCGAGUGUUUGUGUCACAAAUUGUCGAGUAACAUUUCAUUCGAAGCAGUUAAUCAAUCAGUCACAGCUUUUAUUCACAGUAAAUUGUUUCAAGUUUUCUCGAAGUUUUUUUAUUAUAGUAAUACCUAUUGAAUAGAGAUCUUUUCAAAACAGCCAUACAUCAGUCGUUAUCACGACUGCUAUUGAAAGUACAUUGUUCCGGGUAUUUUCAAAUAGUGCUUCACCAUCUUCUUCUCGUGGAGCAAUGUUUACCGCGAGCAUUUUCUAUUAGUUGCAUUCAUGACCAUUGCUGUCUUAUAAACUGUAUCCAAGUAUUCCUAAAAACAGUUUCAGCGAUUACGUCCACUGCAGCAACGUUGUAGUUUCCAUCGUCUCAACAUGUCAUCAAGGCUUCCAUGUCAUGAUAAAGCCAAUACGUUUUGCUAUAUAUGUGGCCAGUAUGAAGUCGCUCAUCUUCGUAAAUCAAUCAAUGAUGAUAUAAAAGGUAAAUAUCACGAGUGCUUUAAAAUACCAAUGAAAAACUUGGACAAGUCAUGGGUUCCAAAAUGUGUUUGUAAUUCAUGCAAAGUAAUGUUAAAUCGACGAAACGAGAGAAACCAAUUUUCAGAAACCAUCUUGGAACCAACGUUUUGGCGGAAGCCCUCAAAUCACGCCAAUGAUUGCUUCUUCUGUUCCUGCAAUACAAUGGGAUUCAAUGCAAAGAAUAAAAAUAAAAUUGUUUAUCCGAUUGUAAGCUCUGUCAAGCCAGCUAAGAAGGGUAAAAUGGUAUCCACUUCAGAGUUGCGAGAUCCAGCAGAACAAAGCAGAAGCUCAAUCACAUUUGAUGAAAUAGAGACUGUUGAAAUCGAAUACGAAGAAGAUAGUGACUUUGAAGAUCCAUCAUCUUCCAACAAUACCAUUUUAUUUGGUCAAGAUGAUCUCGAUGAUCUUGUGCGUGAUUUGGGUCUUCCAAAAGAUUCAUCUGAAGUAUUAGCCUCAAGACUCAAAGAAAGAAAUAUGUUAUUACCCGGAACUAAAAUUUCUGUAUACCGUAAUAGGGAAAAUGCUUAUUUGGAAUAUUUCACGCAGGACGAGAACCUUGUUUAUUGUAAAGAUGUUAGAGGACUCAUCAAUGAAUUCAAACCUGGUUUAUAUGUUGCAGACAAGUGGCGGUUAUUUAUAGAUUCCUCAAAAGCGAGUCUCAAAGCAGUCUUACUGCAUAACGGUAAUAAAUAUGCCGCGAUUCCACUCGCUCACUCUACUACAUUGAGCGAAUCGUAUAAAACUUUAAUGUAUCUUCUCGAGAAGAUUGAUUACAACGAACAUAACUGGUUCCUUUGUGGUGACUUUAAAGUGAUUAAUAUGAUAUUAGGUUUACAAUCGGGUUUUAUCAAGUAUCCUUGCUUUCUUUGCGAGUGGGAUAGUCGUGCUCGUGACAAACAUUGGGUUCAAAAACUUUGGCCAGCAAGAGUCAAUUUUGUUGAGGGAUCAAUGAAUGUAACGAAUAAACAUCUCGUUGAUCCAAAAAAAAUAUUGCUGCCCCCGCUUCAUAUUAAAUUGGGUUUAAUGAAGCAGUUUGUCAAGGCAUUAAAUAAACAGGGCAAGUGUUUUCAGUAUUUACAAUCCAAAUUUCGACAUCUGUCAGAUGCUAAGAUACAUGAAGGGGUAUUUGUCGGUCCAGACAUUCGGUUGUUGAUGAAAGAUGACAGUUUUACUCCGACUAUGACUGAUACUGAGAAAAAAGCUUGGAUAAGUUUCAAAUGUGUGGUUGAGAACUUUUUGGGUAAUAACAGGGACCACAAUUAUAAAGAAAUUGUUUCAUCUAUGCUUAAGAACUUCGAGAACUUAGGUUGCUUGAUGAACAUGAAAACACAUUUUCUAUUCUCUCAUUUAGAUUUUUUUCCGGAAAAUCUUGGUGCCUUUAGCGAGGAACAUGGUGAACGCUUCCACCAAGAUUUCAAAGUGAAAGAGAGGUACUAUCAAGGUAGGUGGGAUGUCCACAUGAUGGCGGAUUACUGCUGGUCUCUUAAGAGAAACGAAUCUACAAUGAAUGAUCACAGUCGUAAGUCUCAAAGAAGAUCUUUUGAGGAAAUAAGAACUCGUUUCCAUAAGAAAGCGAAGCAAUCAAUAAAUUCUGGUUGAAGGUUCGGAGGUAUGUUACUCAGAAUUUAAGGUUCAAAAAAUAUACACAGUCUUGACUUAGCUGGCCGGACGCCACGCUGUCUUGCCUUAAUCGGCUGAAUGCUUGGCAGUGACGUUGUUCCCAGGUAUCUCCUGAGUUCGGUGGUUCAGAUUCAAAAGGUUCAGAGUUUAGGUAUUGGAGAGUCUGACUCUAAGGAUUGAGGGUUUUUACGAUCAAAGAUUACAGAUUCCAUUUUUCGGAGUUGCGUGUUCGAGAGUGGAGGGACAAAGAAUUCAAAGUCGAGGGCUUAGAGUUCCAAAGCUCAAGUUUCAAAGUUUCAAUGUUUAAUGAAUUGGAGGCUUAAGGCUUUAGGAAGUUACAAGGUUAAGGGUUCACGGCUGAAAUAUUCUGAGCUUAUAUUCUGAGAUUAUAUAUUUAAUUUCACUGGAUUUGAGAUCAUUGAAUCUAAAACUUCGCAUUCAUGACAUUUUGAUUCAUGGGAUCUGGGUUUCAAGGGAUCCGAAUCCAUAAGUUGUUGUUUAUUUAGUUCGUAAGCUCUUCUUCAAUAGACUUGGUUAUCUCAAAGGCUGUCGUAAAACACUAUCAAAAUAUCGCAAAUUGUUUACAUUUAACGUUCCUGUAAUGGUAUCCUGUACACUACUGCUAUCGUUAGCAAUGAUAUCGUUUCAACUUCAAAGUGCAAUAUCUCAGCAACUAGGAAUCGUAUCAGGGCAAUCGAAAACGCUAUUUGGAGGGGAAGAAUGAUACUUUCUGAUGACGAAUACGGUAAUAAAGAAAAAUCUCAACCUGUUGACGUUACAUAACCUCAAAUAUGCCCAAAAGAGGCAUUUUUUGCACUUUUAGAUUAGGAUAUCUCAAAAACUUGACGUGCUAGGGCGAAAAAACCACCGGGAUUGGAUUCAGCGCACGAAAAACCUUCGGAAUAACCUUGUCUGGUCUCUGAGUCUAAAAAGAAUUUUUUUUGUAGACCUGUGUUAUUAGCCAAAAUAUUCCUAACAAUCUCGAUGUUGGAAACAUGAAAACGUGGGUCCGAAAGUAAAAUGGCUCUGUCAACUAGAUUAGUAAUCACACCAAUUUUGUGGUUGUCAGGAUGAUUAGAAAGAUAAUUAAUAUAACGCCCAAAAAAGGUCGCCUUUCUAAACCAAUUGGUUAUCAAAACAUUGCCAUCCCUAAUAACAAUCGUAUCCAGAAAAUUAAUGUGAUUGUCAUUUUCAAAUUCGCAUGUAAAUUUUAACCGCGGGUGAUAAUUGUUAAACACUCCAAGAACCUCAUGGACCUUAUUAACAGGUAAAAUUGUGAACACAUCAUCAACAUAUCUCAAAAAUAUCCGCAAAUUAAAAUCAAGCAAUCCAAUACAGUGCGUUUCUAAAUCCUCUAAACCAAAUCAGCCAAGAUCGGCGACAGAGAAAAACCCAUAGGACUGCCAAACACUUGUUCGUAAAAUUUAUUAUGAAAUUUAAAGCAAGUAGAACUCACAACAGUGCCAUCUCAAUUGCAAAUUUAAACUGGUUCAAAUUGAAUUUUGUGACCUUAGAAAUUAGGUGCCACCUUUUCUCAAUACUAUUCAGUACUAACUCAAUGAGUAUAUUCGUGAACAAAGAUGUGACAUCCAAAGACACCAACACCUCAUCACUUUCAAUCUGUAAUUUGUUAACAAUUUUCACAAAACUUCAGUUGUCACCAACAUAUGACUUAGGUUGAGGGAUAGAAUCUUUAAGUAUCUUAUGCAGAAAAUGCGCCACAUUGUAAGUCGGGCUACUGAUUGCUGAUACAAUAAUGCAAAGAAGGUAUCCCGGCUUAUGCAUUUUCGGUAAACCGUAACAUCGCGAUGAGUUAAAUGUCAUACUAUAGAGUUUCUUGUAAGUAUACUCAUCAAUCAAUCCAUUUUGUUUCCACCCGAUUACAUCUAUUAAUGAAUUUUUUUGAAAAUAAUGUUUUCAAACAUUUUUGAAAAAAAUUAUUUUAAAAAAUUUCAUUACCG
Messenger RNA from Ooceraea biroi (clonal raider ant), 4771 nucleotides. RefSeq lists its product as uncharacterized. Lineage: Eukaryota; Metazoa; Arthropoda; Insecta; Hymenoptera; Formicidae. The record is from RefSeq and is a predicted model, not a curated record.